This is a messenger RNA of Scomber japonicus (chub mackerel), 1863 nucleotides long. RefSeq names its product thiosulfate sulfurtransferase/rhodanese-like domain-containing protein 2. Lineage: Eukaryota; Metazoa; Chordata; Actinopteri; Scombriformes; Scombridae. The coding region runs from base 146 to 1552 and encodes 468 amino acids. The transcript is spliced from 9 exons. The record is from RefSeq and is a predicted model, not a curated record.
GCCACGUUUUAAACUUAAUAUUUCAUGUUUAUAAAGAUUAUGCUAACAUUUAAAAUUAUUUACCAUAAAGAAGAGUUUUUGUAGUUUAAUUAAACACUCUUGAUCAGCUUGUUAACCUAAUAUCUUCCAACUGUUUUUAAAUAACAUGGCAUCGGAGGAAUCUCUCUGCUCAGAGUUCAUGGACUGGGAACUAGAUGGUUCAUCCUCCAAUGGAUUAAAACAGGAGAAACAACUUUCUGUAUCACAAAGAAAGUGCUACAGCUUCUGCAGGAGGAAGUCAUUUGCUGCAUUUGUGGCGUCCAAAAAGGAAGGCAGUCAGGAAGAAGGAAGGACAUCUUGGUGCUGCUGCGGCCAAACCUUCAAGGAACACUCAGCCGUUCACAAACACGUCGCCAGGACUCACGCGGCUGAGAUUCAGCAGCUCACACAGUCAGCAUACGAGCAUUUAUUAAGACAGCUGGAAGAAGAGCCUGAAUCACAGCAGGAGAACGACCGCGAGACUGAGCCAGUGGACAUUUCUGUGUGGAUCCCCAACACCAGUCACAUCUCUGAGGAGCAACUUGAAAAGGGUCCAGGCAAGGUUCUCCUAUAUUACCACUACUGUGAAGUGGACAAACCACAUGUCAUCUGUGCCUGGCAGAAAGCUUUGUGUAAGAGGCUCCACUUAACUGGGAAGGUGAGGGUGGCGACUGAAGGGAUCAACGGGACGGUUGGUGGCACCAAAGUGGCCACUGACAUGUACAUCGACGCAAUGUGUUCUCAUCCUCUCUUCAAGAUGGAGAAAGAAGAUUUUAAGACAAGCGAUGGUGGUGCAGAGUGUUUUACAGAACUGAAGGUCGGGGUCUAUAAGGAAAUUGUUCCGAUGGGAGUCGAUCCUGAUGUCAUCUCCUACCAACUGGCAGGAAUUCAUUUGGAGCCUGAAGAGUUUCAUAAAGAAGUGGAAGCUCUAAUAACUAAAGGGGAUGUGUGCAGUGACACCGUCCUCCUGGACUGCCGCAACUUUUAUGAGAGUAAAAUUGGGCAGUUUACUCAGUGUCUGGCUCCAAACAUCCGUAAAUUCAGCUACUUCCCCGACUACGUUGACCAGAACCUCGAACUCUUCAGAGACAAGAAGGUCCUCAUGUACUGCACAGGAGGGAUCCGCUGUGAGCGCGGCUCUGCCUACCUCCGCUCCAAAGAUGUGUGUAAAGAGGUUUACCAGCUAAAAGGUGGGAUUCACAAGUACCUGGAACAUUACCCAGAGGGCUUCUAUCGAGGGAAACUUUUCGUCUUCGAUGAGCGCUACACCAUCUCCUCCAACAAUGACAUCAUCUCAGACUGCAGGUACUGUGGAUGUCCCUGGGAUCGGUAUGAACUCUGCUCCACUCAGUACUGCUGCCAGCUGGUUCUGUCCUGUAGCAGCUGCAGACAGGAUGGACACACCGCCUGCUGCCCCACCUGCCAAACCAAAGGACAAACUAAGAGAAAGGCAUCCUCUGUCGGCACGCAGUAUAAAGAGGAGUGUGAGUGCACUGAUGGACGUCCCAGAAUCCCUCAGGAUGCGCAGCAAUAAAGAGGUCACCACUGGAUAUCAUUGCUUGCAGCCACAUGAAAAAUGUUGCCUGUCCUGGGUUAUUAUAACCAUGAAUGUACAACUAGGAUUGGUGGAAGGUGUCCAGUCCUUUUUUAAGGUUAUGAUUUGUUUGUUUUUUUAUAUGUAAGUGUGGAAUCAAAUUGGAUAUAUUAUGACGGUUUUUACUCUGAAAAAUCAUCCAUGUGUAAUGUAAAGACACAUCUGCUGGAUCCAUUAAUUUUACAGUAUGACAUGAAUUUUGUGAAAGUGGGUCAACUCAUCAGGAAUAAAAUCUCAGAUCCAAGAGAGAG